AGGGCCUCUUUGAUGCGCCUUUUUAGUGCACGCAGGCGGCAGCGCGCAGAUGGAUGUCUUCGGUGCCAGACGAGAUCGAGAAGACUGCCCUCCUGGGCCCGAGGCAGCAGGAAGCGGCGCGCGCUCUGCGUCAAGGCGGGGCGAUGCAGGGCAGGCCGCCAGGGCGAGGAGCCCCGCGGCUUGGUGAACAUGUCUGCUAUGACAAGGUCCAUCGCCUCUUACGGGGACCAGCUGGGCAAGGGUGCUGUUGCCGCCUCCGCGGCGGCCACGGCGGCCAUGAAGAACGCAGCGGUGAACCUGCAGAACACCGCUGCCGAGCAGUCUGCGGCGUGGGGCGUGAAGGCGUCGCCGCCCGCGGAGGAGAGCUCGGACCUCAUGGACGUGAGCACCUUCAUGGGGUCCGACGAGCCGGCGCCGAGCCCCCGAGAGGCCGUCGAGCCGGCGCCGGAGCCCGCGGCCGCGCAGGCGCCGUCGGCGGCGGCGACGCACCGCGCCGCCGCCGAGAGGCUCUCAAGUUGCCUACCAGCGCUAUGCGUCAGAUUGUUGUGGUUCUUCGGGGUGCGCACCAUCGUGGGCUAUUUCAUCAAGGAUCGCUCCGUCCUGGAGUGCUUCGUUGAGUGCUCCAUCGUGGAGUGCUUCACCGCGGAGUGCCUUGUGGGAGGUGCUUCGCUGUGGCGGCACGGGGCGGUACGGGGCGGCACGGGGCGGCACCGGGGCGACACGGGGCGGCACAGGGGCGACACGGGGCGGCACAGGGGCGACACGGGGCGGCACGGGGACGAAAAGCUGGCAGGUGGGCUCGUCGCUGGAGCCUCUUCGGGCGCGGCCGAGCCGCCCGCCCCCGGCGACGAGCCCGUGGUCGAGAGAGUGGUCACAGACCGCCCGCCGGGCCACGGCUCCAGACAGUGCGCUGCGAGGCUGCUCCGACUCCACUUGGACGGCCUCGAGGCCCCGGAGAUGGGCACGCCGGUCAUGCGCAUCAUGGUCGGCGACAACAACCUGAACUCCCGGCAGGUGUACCCAGGCGAUGGCUUCUUCCAGUCGGCUUCCAGCUACGACGGGUUCUGCCAGCCGCCCCCCGGCUGCGUGAUCUGCGUGCUCCCCGCUGGGAUGCAGGUCCCGCCGGGAACCGUCCUCGUCCCCGUGUCCACUGCGGGCGAGAUGGCCGGGCCCCCGCAGCAGCCUUGGCAGUUCGUGCCGGUUCAGCAGCAGCAGCAUCUGGCCGAGAUGUGCGGGAUGGCAACCCAGUGCGGCAACGGGACCGACUGCGCCCAGGCCCCCGCGGUGCCGAAGGCGUGGUUCCCGCUGGAGGCGCAGGUCGCCGGUGCCAAGGCUGGCGCCGAGGCGAAGGCGGAGCACCAGGCUGCCGCGUGGCUCCCGGCGCAGGGCCCCGCCGUGGCGGAGCCGGCGCCGGAGCCCGCGGCCGAGCUCUCGCCCACGAGCUCCGACGCCGAGCGCACGGUGCGGCAGAGGAGUGCGCCCGCGGGCGGCGCGGCUGGCGCCUCGGCGGGCACGUCGGCGGCGGUGCUGCUGGCCAAGCGGAUGCAGAUCAUGCAGGCGCGCCGCCGCGAGCGCGCCCUGUUCGGCGCCCUGAGCGUCGACGACAGUCCGCAGAGGCAGCUCAGCGGGAAGAGCGGGAAGGCGCCGCAGCUGCGGUUUCUCAGGGAGAUCGAAGAGAAGAAGCGGCAGCUCAGGCGCGAAGGCCGCAUGGCGCCUCACGCGGCCGCGCGGUCUAUAGGACGGGCGCUUCGCAAGUGCGCCUACCCGCAGCUGAAGCCGAAGCAGGGGUGA
This is a messenger RNA of Prorocentrum cordatum, 1791 nucleotides long. The record is from the annotation of a GenBank genome assembly. Lineage: Eukaryota; Dinophyceae; Prorocentrales; Prorocentraceae.